Messenger RNA from Trichoplax adhaerens, 1932 nucleotides. RefSeq lists its product as uncharacterized. The record is from RefSeq and is a predicted model, not a curated record. The transcript has 20 exons. Gene Ontology annotation, biological process: defense response; regulation of cell population proliferation; regulation of transcription by RNA polymerase II. Gene Ontology annotation, molecular function: RNA polymerase II cis-regulatory region sequence-specific DNA binding; DNA-binding transcription factor activity, RNA polymerase II-specific. NCBI's taxonomy places the organism in Eukaryota, Metazoa, Placozoa, Uniplacotomia, Trichoplacea, Trichoplacidae. Bases 1 to 1932 code for a protein of 643 amino acids.
AUGUCCAGAAAAUUUUGGAUUAACUUAACAAUGGACCAGCAAGCUCGAAUAUACAAUUUCUAUGAUCAAUAUAAUUUCCCAAUAGAAAUUCGCAUUCGGUUUAACAAUUGGAUACAAGAAGCGUACAAAAAAAUUUUGAAUACGUACGAAUAUUCACCUGCAGAUUAUUGUGAAGGAAUUUUUGCUAAAAAUCUUUAUCAGGAUUUACUGAAUGAAAUACAGAACACCAUUUCUAAUUUACAAAUGCUGCAACCGGAACAAGCUACUGAAGACCAGUUCGUUGCUCUUUAUAAUCUAAAUAAAAAUCUGAAGACUUUACAGGAUUUAUUUCAGUCCAGACCAGAGAAGCUGCUCAAAGUCAUAACUGAGGGUAUUCGCUAUGAAGAAAGAGUUGAAUAUGAUCUACACAGGGCUGCGGUAAUGCAGUCUCCACAGUCGCCAGAAAUUCCUAUACUAGAUGGUUUCCUAGAACAACUCCAUCAAUUCAUAAAAGAUCAAACUAACAAAGUGGAUGGACUUCAAUCAGAAGUAAUACAGGCUUUACAACAAAUUAGCAGUAUGCAAUCUGGCAUAGGACUUGAUAUCGGACGUUAUCAAAAUUAUUCUGUACAAAAUGGAAUUUUUAGUCAAACAGAAAUCAUUAAAGAGGACAUCAUGAUACUUUUGCAGAAAAUGUCAGAACUUAUCCAGAAUUUCAUAAGAUUAAAUGAAGUUAUUAUCCAAAAACAAUUACGGCCUUGGAAAAUGAGUCAAAUGACAUUAUUUAGCCUAAAAGAGCAAAAAGAGCAUAGCUAUAGGCUAGAUGUCAUCCAAAACAGAUUUUUACUUGGGCAUAAACUGGGCUUAUUACAAGCUGAAGUGGAGGCAACUAUCCUUGGAAUGUCAAAUAACGCCAGUGAUGCAAUUCAACUAGAUCCAAAAUUAUUGCACCACCUGAACAAUCAACUGCCAUUUAAACCAGCGUUAAUAAACUGCCAAAACAAGGAUAAUGGGUUAACUGCUCAUUUUCGUGAUUGGAAAUUGUCAAAAACAGAAAGAGGUGAUAACGGCAAUGCAAGAGAUAGGCUGGUAACAGAAAAGAAAUGUGCGAUCAUAUUCAUCCUCAAAUUCAACUUGAAUGAAACUGCUAUGAAACGUACAAUAAUUUCACUGCCUAUCAUCCUUACAGUUAACUCAAAUCAAACCCCAAGCGCAUGGGGAACGAUUAUAUGGGACAGUUACUUUUCUGAUCCGGACAGAAAUAAUUUGGAUGCUCCUGACGAGGUCCCCUGGAAAAUGUUCUUCAGCAUGCUUGAUAUGGAAUUUCACAAAAGAACUGAAAGAAGUCUAGAUAACGAACAUGAGCAAUGCCUUCGGGAAUUAUACUGCAAUAUCAACGAAAUAGCAGAAACAGAUCCAAACCAACUUCGUGUAACCCGGAAGGAUUUUUAUAGAUCAUCACAACAUAAUCAUCCAAUAAGCGGAUUGACCAGUCCUACAUUUUGGAAAUGGCUAUAUGGCAUCUUAGAAAUGCUAGAAAAGAGAAGCACGAUAGAAAUUAGGAGUUUGUGGAAAAAUGGACAUAUUGUCGGAUUUGUGACAAAAUCCCGAGUAAGAGAAAUACUACGCUCAAAAACGCCAGGCACUUUCUUGAUACGAUUUAGUACCAGGGUUUAUAAAGCUUUAAGUUUCUGCUUUGUUACAGAAAGGGGCGAUAUCCAGUUACCUGAACCUUUAGACGAGAAGAUGCUUACUGUUCCCAAAAAAUCAUUAGCGGAAACAAUUAAUGGUAUUCGGAACUUAGCAGUCUAUUACCCUACCAUGGCACCAAAAUCUGAUGUUGCCGAUCAAUGCGGCCAAAUUGAUAAUGUUGGAUCCAGCCCUCCCUCCCAUCAUCCAGAACCUGAUGAUGGUUACGACUCAAGAUUUCGUGUUUUUUUUUCGGUGUUCUAA